This is a messenger RNA of Hymenoscyphus albidus, 291 nucleotides long. The record is from the annotation of a GenBank genome assembly. NCBI's taxonomy places the organism in Eukaryota, Fungi, Ascomycota, Leotiomycetes, Helotiales, Helotiaceae.
AUGGAAAAGCAAGUGUGUUCCAAAAAGAAGCUUGAUAAAGGAAAUGAAAAUCGAGAGAUCUCCGAUGGGGAACCGAAGGACUUAAAGGAGAAGCCAAGGGCUCAAAAAAAGUCAAAUACACCGAAAGAGGAGCCGAAAGAGAAACCAAAGACUGAAGAGGAAAUACCAGAUUAUGCUCGUCGAAUUACUGUUGCCCGGAAAUUGUGGCCAGUUACUACCGAGAAGGGCCUUAAGCUUAAGAACAAUGUCGAAUUCUUCAGGAUGACGAAAUUCAUGAGGUCCUUAAUUUAA